Messenger RNA from Saccostrea echinata, 3181 nucleotides. RefSeq lists its product as uncharacterized. Lineage: Eukaryota; Metazoa; Mollusca; Bivalvia; Ostreida; Ostreidae. The record is from RefSeq and is a predicted model, not a curated record. The coding region runs from base 19 to 2295 and encodes 758 amino acids. The transcript is spliced from 15 exons.
AACACAUUGGACAAGAUUAUGUUUCUCCAAACCUGUUAUGCCAUUCUGUUUACAUCAAUUCUGGGGUCUGAUGUGAGACUCCAAGAAAAAGAUGACUGGUACACUGCAAACCACACCUGUACUGAGAACUUGUCUGGUAGACUUUUGUCAAAGAUAGAUGUGACUAUGGACCCAGCAUUAAGGGAUAUCACCACACCUAGUUCAAAAUCUUACUGGUCCAACAAAAUGGCCACCAUUACGGAUUUCAUUCAAUAUGACGGUUGUUUUAAUUCUUCCGAGUUACAUGCACAAAAACAGCUGGUACCGCCAUCACGAAGUCCUAUCGCUGCCUGCUUUGAAUAUUGUAACAAUAUGAAUACAUCUCGUAUAGGAGUAACGACCAAAGACAUGAUGAAUGUUUCUUGCAUAUGCUUGGGGGAUGAAAAACUUUAUCGGGAGAACAUUAGCACUUGUUACAUACCUUGUCCAAAUGACUUCCUGAAUACUUGUGGCAGUGAGGACUUUAUAUCAGUGUAUGUUAGACAACACUUUGGAGCACAAAAUCCCACAGAAAUGUCCGAAUGCGUCGCCAUUACAACAGACGAUAAUGGUAUUUCAUUGAGUGUUGAUGAUUGCAUGAAAACCAAUGAUGGAUACAUUUGCAAAAUCUGUGAAGAGGACAAAUGCUCUACGAAGAUUUUCGCUGGAAAAGAAAAAAUAACGUGGCAGGAAGCACAGCAAGAAUGUGAAGGGCACGGUGGAUACCUGGGUAAUAUAGGAACUUCGCGGAAUAAGACAAUCUGGACUGGAUACAAAAGAUGGAUGUUGAAGGAGGACUAUUCUGUUUUUUCAAGACUGUGCCUCUUAUGUGAAUACAAAAAUGGAACUGCAGACUGUAUCUACGCUAACUGUUCGGAACAACAUGAAUCUUUAUGUGUAACCGAGUCUGAGCAGCUACAGGAAGUUGCCUGGUUUGAUGCAGAGAGAAGUUGUGAGACUUCCGGUUCUAGACUAUUGACAGAGAAGGAAUUUUCAGAGAAGGUCAUUGGAGACAAUAUGUUUACGUCACACUCUUUCUGGAUAUAUGGUGUUGCUGAAUACUCGCCAUGCGCUAGAAGCAUAGGUUGUUGCGACAUCUCUAACACUUCUAACAUAUCGUCAUUAAGCGGUGUUCAGAAUUCUGUUCUGAAAUGCAUGGAAUUUUGUAAAGACACGCCCUAUCUUGGACUAACAAAAGAAAAUACAACAAUUGACAAAUGUUUCUGUAUAGAAGAUAUUGAUACAUUGUCCGCAAUCUUCACAAACGCCAGUGAGUGUGCAAUGAAUUGUCAUGAAGAAUAUACAGACUUAUGUGGAGGGCAUGAUCGUUUGAUUGUGUAUGAAAUAGACAGAAAAAGUGUAGCGGAAGGGAUGUAUGAAACAUCGGUGGAAUGUAUGUACCUGAUAAAGCAUCAAGACUACAUGAACAUGCGUUCUGCUGACUGUCUUAUAGAUGCUACUGGUUACAUCUGUGAAACAUGUGAAACUGGUAAGGAGAAUUGUACACAAGCUGCUUACCCUGGUGAGUUGAAUUGGUAUGAAGCUGACGAGGAAUGCCGGGAAAUUGGCGGGAAUCUUGGAAACAUGGAGUUUUCUGAUUAUAGUAGUCUUAAGGAUGGUACAUACUGGUAUGGAAACAGACGAUGGCUGAAAGAAGAGGAUCCAAGAGGGGCAAAACAGUCUGAAACGGAAGCUUGUCUAAGCUGCAGAUCUAAAAAUGGCAGUCCGGACUGUGUUUACAAGUACUGCAGUGAAAAUUUACAGGCACUAUGCACAGAAGUAAAUUCAACGGAGCCUACCACUCAUGAAAUAACAACAGUCCACACAGUCCAUAAAUUAAUGACAACGAUAAAAUACUACACUAAAUCAGCCGGUUCAAGUGGAACUUUGAUAUUUGUUCCGACACAGAGUUCAGAUCAACAUGAUCAAGGCAAGGCUAAAUUUCAAAACGAGCAUGACGAUUUCAACUCCAAUGUUAUCGCCGUGAUUGUGGCGUUGUUGGUGAUAUGUGGCGUGGUGGUCAUGUUGGUAAUCACAAAAUUACGGAAGAAUGAAAAGGUGACAUCAGACGUUACAGACCUAAUAGAUACAAAGAAUGGACCAACCAAAAUUUCCUUUCUAAAGGAAAACGAUAGUAGACCAUCAUCAUUAAGUCACGUGACAGUUGAAAGGCAGAGAAGCUUCUCUAACCCCAGCUUUAUGGAUCAUGAUGUAGACAUUUUAGCCAAAAGUUUAGACAAUGAAACUACCCAUCAAGAUCAUGAUCAAACUAAUUAGUGGAAAUUGCUCUCUCUCUCUCUCUCUCUCUCUCUCUCUCUCUCUUCAGGAAGACCGAUUAUCAUCUCUUUGUGCAUAAUGUUGAAAGAAAAUUGGAUAAUCAUAAAAAUUUAGUCAGGUAAUUAAUUUAGACCAUCCGUAUUUUAAUUAUUAUUAGUUAUCAUGGUAGGAAAUAUUUCCUUAUUGUGUAAUAUACAAUUCUGAAUAGGGAGACCAAUACCAUUAUUAUUAAAAAAAAAUUAUCUACUUUGCCAUUUACUGCAUGAAGCUUAAAUUGUGGCUAUGGUAUUGAAAUUAUAAUGCAAUGUUACUUUUUAAGUACACGUGUCUUGUUAAGCGGAUGAUGUCUAAUGGAAUUUGCACAUUAUGUAAUGAAUUUCUGAUUUAUGUGAUUCCAUGAGUCGCGUUAUAAAAACACUUAUUCUGAAAGAGGAAAUGACCAUGAGUGUUAAAAUUAGAAGUGUAAUUAUUUAACACUGCAACACGUGGCAAAUAUGAGUGGCCAAAUCAAGGUCCAUGGAUAAGAAAUAAAACUUUGAAAAUUCUCAGUACUUCCUGUAUAUAACUUUACUAGAACAAAUUCAUUUUAUUAUUGUUAUUAUAAAGAAUAAUUAUUAAAAUUCAAAAAUUUUAUCUUCUAUAUGAAGCUUGCUAGAUUGUAGCGGCCUUGGAUUCAAAAUACAUCAUGUAUAUUCUCAAAAUGAUCAUUACUGUAUUUACUCAUGUAUGGUUUUGCGUUAUGUAUAAUUGGCAUAAUUUAAAAAAAAAAACACUAAUGUACGACAACAUUUCAUUGUUUAUAUGAUGAGCUGAUUGUUGACCUAUGUAUGCAUAAUUCAGUAACAUGUCGGGGUUUUUGUGAAUCAAUAAAAUUCUCUCAAACAAG